This is a messenger RNA of Penicillium malachiteum, 900 nucleotides long. RefSeq names its product translation initiation factor eIF2 subunit beta. The transcript is spliced from 4 exons. NCBI's taxonomy places the organism in Eukaryota, Fungi, Ascomycota, Eurotiomycetes, Eurotiales, Aspergillaceae. Gene Ontology annotation, molecular function: translation initiation factor binding; translation initiation factor activity; mRNA binding. Gene Ontology annotation, cellular component: eukaryotic translation initiation factor 2 complex. Bases 1 to 900 code for a protein of 299 amino acids. Gene Ontology annotation, biological process: translational initiation; formation of translation preinitiation complex; formation of cytoplasmic translation initiation complex. The record is from RefSeq and is a predicted model, not a curated record.
AUGGCGGACGUUGAACAAAAGCAGCGCAAAUCCGUUGCAUUCAGUGAAGGUUCAGUUAUCAUGGACACCAACGGCCAAGUUACAGAGGCUCCUCCGGCCGACCAGCCCGCUGACAAGGAAGUCGACGAGGUGACCGACAUGUUCAAGGGUCUGGCUAAGAAGAAGAAGUCCAAGAAGUCUAAGGAUGCCGAUGCCGAUGCCGAUGCCGAGGAAGCCCCCGCCGGCGACGCCGAGUUCGACCCCUCCGUCCUGAAGAAGAAGAAGAAGUCCUCCAAGUCCAAGAAGCUCGACACUGGUGACUUCGAGGCUAAGCUCGCCGAGGCUGGUGUCUCCGAAGACGUUGGCGAGGAGACCGUCGAGGAUGUCAUCCCCGAGGGUGACCUCGAGGCCGGCACUGGUAUCUGGUCCCACGAUGCCACUCAAACCAUCCCCUACUCCCUUCUCGUCUCCCGGUUCUUCUCCCUCAUCCAGAGCCACCACCCCGAUCUCCUGUCCAGCGGAUCCAAGUCCUACAAGAUUCCUCCUCCCCAGUGCUUGCGUGAGGGUAACCGUCGUACCGUUUUCGCCAACAUUGCCGAUAUCUGCAAGCGCAUGAAGCGUUCCGACGACCACGUCAUGCAAUUCUUGUUCGCUGAGUUGGGUACUAGCGGCAGUGUCGACGGUAGCCGUCGUCUCGUCAUUAAGGGUCGUUUCGUCCAGAGACAAAUUGAGUCCGUCUUGAGGUCAUAUAUCGUGGAGUAUGUCACAUGCAAGACCUGCCGCAGCCCUGACACCGAACUCAACAAGGGUGAGAACCGUCUUUACUUCAUUACUUGCAACUCCUGUGGUUCUCGUCGUUCCGUCGCCGCUAUCAAGACUGGUUUCCGUGGACAAGUCGGUCGCCGCAAGCGUACUGGUUAA